Molecule: messenger RNA, 1683 nt
Organism: Protobothrops mucrosquamatus (brown spotted pit viper)
Lineage: Eukaryota; Metazoa; Chordata; Lepidosauria; Squamata; Viperidae
Gene: TTC39A
Product: tetratricopeptide repeat domain 39A
Exons: 17
Coding region: 34-1683 (549 amino acids)
Molecular function (GO): protein binding
Source: RefSeq, a predicted model, not a curated record
ACAACAGAUCUGAAUGUUGCUCUCAAUGAAUGCAUGGUAGCCGUGAAUUUCUUUCUGAAUAACAAAUUCCAAGAUGCCCUUGCUUCUCUGCAAACUAAAAAAAAGGAUAGCAUGUAUCAUGCUUUGACUUAUGCUACCAUUUUGGAAAUUCAGGCCAUGAUGACCUUUGACUCCAGGGACAUAUUGAAUGCUGGACAUACAAUGGAAGAAGCUCAAGUUAUAUGUCAGAAGUUUCGGAAAAAGUCUUCUGUAGCAGACUCUUUCAACAAUUUAGUGUACAAAGGCAAUCUUGCUCAAUUAACUGAAGAAGAAAUUCACGCAGAAAUUUGUUAUGCUGAAUGCUUGCUUCAGAGAGCAGCUCUUACAUUCCUCCAGGAUGAAAACAUAAUUAGCUUUGUGAAAGGCAGCAUCAAAAUAAGAAAUAGUUAUCAAAUAUACAGGGUACUGGAGAAUUUAAUACGGUCUCCCAAUUACGUCAAAGGAGAAAAUCACCCCCAUUUUGAAGUUGGUGUAAAGUUGGGAGUUGGAGCAUUUAAUCUGACUCUAUCUAUAUUGCCAACAAGGAUCGCACGAUUACUGGAAUUUGUUGGGUUUUCUGGAAAUAAGAAAUAUGGCUUGCAGCAACUUCAAGAAGGAGCAUCAAUGUGUGGCUUUAGAUCUGUGCUAUGUACUCUGCUACUGUUGUGCUAUUAUACCUUCCUGACCUUUGUGCUAGGGACAGGUAAAGGAAAUGUUGAAGAAGCAGAGAAACUUCUCAAACCUUACCUGACUCGAUAUCCAAAAGGUGCCAUAUUCCUGUUUUUUGCAGGGAGAAUAGAAACAAUAAGAGGCAAUAUUGAUGGAGCCAUCAGAAGGUUUGAGGAAUGUUGUGAAGCCCAGCAGCUUUGGAAGCAGUUCCAUCACAUGUGCUAUUGGGAACUGAUGUGGUGCUUCACAUACAAACGCCAGUGGAAGAUGGCAUAUUUCUAUGCAGAUCUGCUUAGCAAAGAGAACAUCUGGUCAAAGGCUACUUAUGUAUUUAUGAAAGCUGCCUACCUCAGCAUGUUUGGACCAAAAGAUUAUAAACCUUUUGGAGACGAUGAAGUUGAGCUAUUUAGGGCUGUGCCUAGUCUGAAAUUGAAAAUAGCAGGCAAAUCCUUGCCUACCGAAAAGUUUGCAAUUCGGAAAUCCCGGAGGUACCUUUCUCCAAAUCCUGUUCCACUUCCUGUGCCUGUUUUGGAAAUGAUGUACAUCUGGAAUGGUUAUGCAGUGAUUGGGAAGUGCCCAGAUUUAACUGAAAAAAUGUUGGAGUCCUUAGCAGAUGCAGAAACAAUCCUAGAAAAAAGCCCAGCUACAGAUAUUCUCAUUGAUGACCAUUGCGUGAUAAAGCUUCUGAAAGGGCUAUGCUUGAAAUAUCUUGGCAAGGUAUCGGAAGCAGAAGAUCACUUUACUUAUAUUCAUUUCAAUGAAAAGAAGAUCAAGUAUGAUCAUUACUUAAUUCCAAAUGCGCUGCUCGAACUUGCUUUAUUAUAUCUGGAUCAAGGUAAAAUAGAAGAAGCAAUUAAGAUCCUGGAAAGAGCAAAGCAAAAUUACAAGAAUUAUUCCAUGGAAACAAGGACACACUUCAGAAUUCAAGCUGCUUUGCAUCAAGCCAGAUCUUUCCCAGAUGAUGAUGAUCAUUCUAUAGCAACUGUGGUUUUGUAA